AUGCCACUCCAAUGCCAAACCUUCACAGCAGCACACCAAUGGCUCUCCACGCGCCCCCAUGCCUCCUCCCUCCUCCUCGGAACACCCCUCACAGAAAUAAAGUCCUCCAGCCCAAAUCGUGGCCAAGGCCUCUUCGCCGCACGUCCCAUCCCAGCCUUCACCCAACUCCUCACCGACACACCCUUGGUCUUGAUGACACCCACCGAUGACCUGCCGCACCUCUACGCUCAAUUUCAAACUUUCUCCAGACCCCAGAGAGAGCUGUAUCUUGCCCUAAGCUACACUUCCGACUCCCACCGCGCCGCGAUGAUGCAGGAUAAGCUUCUACAACGUGGUUUCAGUCCCGAUGAGCUAGCGGAGAUGAUCACCGUCGCCAGUAUCAUGCAGACGAACGCUUUCAACGUCGAUCUGGCUGAUGGUUUGGGCUCGACGUAUCGUGCCAUGUUUGCAAAGGUCGCGAGGAUUAAUCAUGCUUGUGCGCCGAAUGCGCAUGUUUGCUACUACCCUCCUGAUCCUGAGUAUGAGAGAGGGAGGAUGGUGGUGCACUCACUAAGACCGCUCGAGAAAGGUGAGGAAGUGCUAAUAUCCUACUUCAACAUUCUCAUGCCGCGAGAUGACAGAACGCUGCGAACCAGGAAGUGGGGGUUCGAAUGUGCAUGUCCGGUAUGCGAUGAGACGGCGCCCGGGCACAGACGAGCCGAGGGGUUGAGGAAGGAGUUCAACGACUUUAAGACGGAGCAGGGCAAGCUCGUGACGAAACCGAGCACGUCUGCGAAAGAAUUGAGCAAGCUGACGAGAUGUAUCGCACGAGGUCAAGCACUGACUGAGACGACGGCGGACUUCCCGGAUCUGAUACCUGCACUGCCGGAUGUAUAUGAUGGUUUGGCGCUCCUGCAGGCGAAAGUACUGUUGUCGCAGAAUCGGCCAUUUGAGAGGAAAGAGGUUCUGGAGCUUUUGGAGAAGGCUGCCGUUUGGGAUGCGAAGAUCACGGGUUUGAGCAGUCCUGCGACGGCGAAGAGGCUGCAUAAAUUGUCACAGUUUGUUGUCAAAACGGAUGAGAGAGGUAGGUACGCUUGA
Messenger RNA from Zymoseptoria tritici IPO323, 1077 nucleotides. RefSeq lists its product as uncharacterized. The coding region runs from base 1 to 1077 and encodes 358 amino acids. The record is from RefSeq and is a predicted model, not a curated record. Gene Ontology annotation, molecular function: protein binding. NCBI's taxonomy places the organism in Eukaryota, Fungi, Ascomycota, Dothideomycetes, Mycosphaerellales, Mycosphaerellaceae. The transcript has 2 exons.